AUGACAUCAACGUCCCCUAAUAACGCCGCUGCCACCGCUCUCCGCUCCCUCCUCGAUUUCGGCAACUCUCUCCUCUCCGAGCUCCUGCGUUUCCGCGCCAACCUACCGCGAGACUUCCUCCGUUCGAUCACUCUCCCUGCACCACCACCUCUAUCAACAUCGACUCAGCUCAAUCCCACGCAAAUCCCCUCGCCGUCUCCCGAUCUCCCCUUCCCCCUAUGGGACUUCGAGUACCUGCGCGCGCCGGACGACCGCGAGCGCGAGCUGCGCGAUCGCCAGGACGAGUGGAGCGCGGAGCGCGCGUGGUGGACGGCGCACGGCGAGCAGCUGGUGGGAUUCGUGCUGCUGCUGGCGGCUGUGCUGAAGCUGUACCGCGCGCUCAGGCAGACGAUCGAAGGGCUGCGGCGUGGCUUGUUCCUGGGGAGCUCGCUGGAAGGCGUGGUGGGUGGAGAUGAGGGGGACGAGAUGCAGUCGCUGCUGCUGCAGGUGCUCCACACUCACGCACUUCUGCUUCUCCUCCUCCACCAUCUCUUUCCUAACCAAUCACGUGAGCGCCUACUCAUCGCUGCGUACCGCCACUGGUGCCGAACCUCCGGGCCAGGCUCGGGGGAGGCCCUGGGUGAGAUCUUGACUCGCGACUUCGACGACCUAUGCCAGAUGUGCCGAACCACAGGAGCAGGGUCGGGGGAACCGGAGGCUUAUAAGGGGACUGCAGGAGGCAAGAAGCUGGGGAGCAAAGCGCAUGAUGGCAGCAGCAGUGCCAGCAGUGAUACCGACGUCUUUCUGUGGUCUCCAUUCCCAAGAGAGUGUUUUGACAUCGAAAAGCUGGGCCUUGUUUCAGGCUUGGACUCUGGUUGGGGCGUAGCUCUGGGAUCAGGAUUGGGGUCAGAGGGUUCUGGUCUGGGCAUUGGAGGGGCGGAGACUGCUGCGUUUCUGUCACUGCCGUGUGUGAUAGCGCCCACGGAUACCCACAGCCUGGAGCAGCUCUUCUCCCGCUUUGCUCCCCCGCCUGACGUCACAUGGAUGGCCAUCCAGUCUUUGCUCAGGAAACAAGCUGCUGCCAUCGACUCCUCGCCUGCCUCGUCCUCCACUUUCAAUCUAGCCCCUUCGGUUGUCUCGUCCUCCCACUCGUCCUCUGUGCAUGCAUCCACGUUCUCCUCCUUCCCUCCAACGCAAGCCCCCUCACAGGCAGGAGCAGCAGGAGCAGCAGCAGCGCAUACACCCCAUGACCCUCUCUCCGCAGUGGCAGCAGUGACAGCCUCUCUCCCCUCCACGUCGUCGCUCAUCCUGCUGCUCUUCUUCCACCCCUCCUCGCUCUGCGCCGACCUGCCCUUCAUGCACGAGCUCGUCCGCUGCAGGCUGCUCGCCCUGCCCCCCUCCUCCCCCUCGUCCUCCUCUGUGCCGCCUGCUGCUGCUGCUGCCACUGCUGCCUGGCAGCACUUCCCUGCCGCCCACUCAGCUCUCACCCUGCACCUCUCGCCAACCUCUAUCCUGCACGUGGCUCAAGCGCUGGUGCAGGUGCUGCCAGGGGUGCAGCAGGCUGUGGGCAGGGCCAUGGGUCGGCUGAAGCAGCAGGGGGCGUCGGGGUGGGAGGAGGAGCUGUGGGGUGGCAAGCAUGUGGGCAGUGGGGUUGCUCGUGUGCUACGCAGUGCACGGGAGAUCCUCUCCCUCAUCCGCCACACAGCCGCACUCCUCAGGUGGCUGCUGCAGCACCGCGCCUCUCUCACGCUGCACCUUUCCCUGCCUAUCAUCCUCACCACCCACCGUCUUGCCCGCUCAGCCCAGCUCCACGCACAAUCCUGUGCUCGCGUUGCUGCUGCUGCUGGCCUGUCAUCCCCUGGCUGGUCGGAGGCAAGCCAGGUGGCUGCUGAAGUAGCUGCGGGCUUCCUGUUGCCGGAAGUAACAGGUGGAGUGGCUGUGGGCUCGCUCCAAUCAGAGGCCGCCACGUGUCUCUCCGCUAUCAUUGCUCGCAGAGAGGACAGCUGGCACUGCCUGAGGCAGGCGGCGUGCGCACGGCUGGACGGCCUGGCUCAGCUGUUUGUGGGCGGGCAGGGUGUGGAGGGAGGGGAAAGAGGCGCAGCGGAUGGUGCAGACAGAGGGGGAGUUGAGACUGGGAGCAGAGGAGGGGAUAGGCGAGGGGUGGGAGAUGGGGGGGAGGGGAUGGCGGGUAUGGGGUGGAAGGAUGGGGCGGAUGGGAGCAUUGGGGAGUGGUUUCAGCGACUGUCAUGGCAGGUGUCGCACUGGCAGCACCCAGACGCGCCCUCAACGCCCGCCAGCCUGCAGCAGCUCUCCCUCGCCCUCGCAGACGCUGCCUCCCUGCACCACAUUCAGUCGCACCCGCUCGCCGGCCAAUCCCUGCACGCCACCUGUCGCCUGCUCCAGGACAUGGCUCUAGUGCAGGCCAUUCGUUCUGACCACCUUGCAGCGCUCUCUGCUGCUGCCGAGCCUGGGUUCCUCUGGGCGCUGCUGCCGAGCCUGCUGCCGUGGCUGCAGGCUCGGGUGAGGCUGCAGCCGGAGUGUCUGGGGCAGGUGGGGUGCUUGCUGGUGUUGAUGCGGUCAGGAGUUGCUGGAGCAGGCGUUGGUACUGCUGGCUCCAGCAGUGCGGACUCUGGUGGCACAGGUAAGCAUGUUCAUGCUCGGGCCUCUGCUGCCUCCGCUGGUGCUGGUGGUGUUGGCGGUGGUGGUGAGUUCAGGGCACGAGCUGGAAGAACAAUAGCAGCUGGAGCAGCAACAGACGUUGCAGGCACCGCAGCAGCAGCAGGAGCAGGAGCAGGAGGGAGGGGGGAGUAUCUGGAGAGGCAUCUGCGGUGUGUGUCACGAGCAGUAAUAGCGGUGGUGCCGGCCAGUGUGCUCAGCCUCAUGCACGCAUGCACGCUCGCCCUCCUCCCACCGCCCUCCCAUGCCCUCGCCACCCACUCCCUCAACACAGACAGCACAGCAGGAGAGGGGGUAGCGAGCACGCAGGGCAGGCAAGGGGGGCUGGGUGAGGGGGCAGAGGGGCAGGGUGGUGAGAGCAAGGCACAGGUUGCUGCGCGGGUGCAUGGGCAGGCUGUGUUCCGGCAGGCCAUGGGUCGAGCACGGGCUGCUGUGGCGGGAUUCUCUGCGGGCGUGGCUGCGUUUGAGGCCAAGGGGCUGCCGUUCAUAGGGAGGGAGGGAGGCGCUAGACGGAGUGUCACUGCUGCUCCAGCAGCCGCCGCCGCCGCCGCCGCCGCUGCUGCUGCUGCUGCUGCUCAUGCUGGCACUGAUGGCAUGGCUGAUGGUGCAACUGCCGUCGUUGCCAGUACCUCUAGUGGCUCUGCUCCCUCUAACCGUCCUCCUGAUUCCACCACUGCAGUUGGCACUUCUCGUAAUUCCAGUAGCACUGGUGCGAGUAGCACUGGUGGCAUGAAGAGCAGGGACGAGUGGGCAGCGGGAGCGUGCCAUGCCGUGGUGGUGGCACUGCGACUCAUGCUCAGGCGCCAUGCAGCCUCUAUUCUGCACACCGGCUUCUCUGAGGCGCUUAAAGCCCUGCACGGCGCAGGGCUGAGGCAGCGGGGGGGGGAGGGAAAGGCGGAUGGGGGCAAGGGCAGUGGCUGGGCGGGGCUGUGGUCCUGGGGGGGGAAGGGAGGGGGUGUGGAUGGGGAGGGGGGUGAGGGGAAAGGGGCGGAGGAGGAGGGGGGAGGUGGUGGGGAGAGGAGGAGAAGGGAGGGGUUUGAGAGGCGGGUGGCGCAGAUGGAGAGGGAGCUGGGUGCGUGGGAGUACUGCACGUGCCUGUUUGAAGAUGUGCUUGUAACGAGCACCAGCGGGAGUGAAAGGUGGAGUGGGAGUAGGUUAGCGGCUGCAAGGGUGGGUGGAGGUAGAGGAGGAGGUAGUGGUGGGGGUUCGGAAUCAGUUUUCUCUCCCUCGUCUCCCUCUCUCCUCUGGCACACUGCCGUGCAGCCCCUGCUGCUGCAGGCCCUGCAGCAAGCGCGUGGGGAGACAGAGAGAAAAGGAACAAGCGGUUACAGGUCACACCCUUCCACCUCUGCCAAUGGUGGAACCUUCUUGGAAGCUGCGUUGUCAUCGCUGUUGGUCCUCUCGCACCCCUCCCACGCCAUGUUCCUCCCACCCCUGGCUGCAUGGUUCCUCCCCUCGGGCCUGCCCUCCCUCUCCCUCCCCCUCAUCCUCCGCCUCGCCUCUUGCCUCUCUGCCACUGGCCGCAUUCCCAGCACCCCUCCCAGCAACCCUCCUGCUGCUGCCACUGGCACCACCCAUACAGCCUCUGCUCCUCCACAUGCAGCCUUAGCGGGCGGCGUUGCCAGUCUGACCGGGGAAGGUGCAGCAGGAGCAGGGGAAGAGGGGCCAGGCGUUGCGCGAACAGCAGAGGGGCUUGUGGCUCUGGACUGGGCGCUGAGGAGAGCAGAGGAGGAGCGAUUGAGGCGGGCGGUGCAGGUGGUGAGUGCUAUGGAGAAGGAGAGGAGGCGGGUGUUGCUUUGGCUGGUCGAAGAGCUGAGGGAGGGAGGGGUGCAGCGGUGUGAGCAGGGAGAGGAAGUGGGGGGGGGAGAGCAGCGGCAUGUGCGAAAAGCUAAGGUGGCAGGAUCAGGAGGGGGAGGAGGUCGGGGUGAGGCAGAGGUAGCAGCGUCAGUGGGAAGGGCAGCUAAGUCAGCGGUUUCUAUGUGGCGGCAUGUGUUGGCAGCGUAUGGGCGAGCGGAGCAUGGGAUUGCCCAACCAAUGGCCCAGGGAGAGGCGUGUGACACAGGGGUAGGAGGGCACGGAAGCAUUAGCACAGCAGGCAGGAGCGGGGUGGGAGGCGCAGGAAAGGAUGGUGCAUUGAAGGCGGGGGCAGCAGCAGGCGAACCUGGGGCCGGUGCAGGCAGGGUGGCUGCAACUGCUCCCUCCUCGGCAAAAAGAGGGCCUGGCGAGAAUAUGGGAGAUUUUGCCGGGACGGUGACAGGUGUCGCGAGGGCACUGGCGGAGGCGGGUCAGGUGCGGCUCGUGCGAGGGCUGGUGCGCAUGGCUGCAUGCGCUGCCACAGGGUGUGAAACCCCUGCUGCUGCCCGGUCCGUGGAGUGCCUGCUGGCCUCCCUGCACCCACACGCUGUUGCUCCUGCUCACACUGCUGCCGCUGCUACUGCGGCUACCAGCAGUCUCUCGCCUGACACUGCUGCUGCCAGUACCAGCACGACCAGCACCAGCAGUUGCAGCAACGACUGUGUUCUGACAGUGCAGCUGCUCGUCCUCGUUUCCCUCUCCCACCUCCGCCUCCUCCUGCUCGACCCCUCCCUCGCUUGCCUCUCCCGCCGCACACGCAGUGCCAAUGCAUUUGAUGCGAGCUGUCUGGCGGCCGGCAUAUGCUGUCUUUUGUCAACACUGCCGAAUCCUAGAGAGAAGAUUGUGCUGUAUGAGGGAUGCAUGGAGGAUUAUGGGAAUGCUGAGGUGGCGGUAGGUGGGCUUGGGAGUGGUUUGGAGGAGAGCGAGGUGCAUUGGGUCUUCUCAGGCCUCUCCUUCAGCUCUGCCGUCAGAGGCACCGAGCUCGCCACCCGCAGCCUCCCCGCCGUUCCCCAACUAGCAGCCCCCCGCGGCCUAGGCGUCACCGCGCUCUUCAGCUCGCGGAAAGCCGCCGUCCCCGCUAAGAGCGUCCCCGCGACGAAUCUGCGCACAGAGGACGGCAUCUUCGGGACGUCGGGCGGGUUCGGGUUCACCAAGGCGAACGAGCUGUUCGUGGGGCGCGUGGCCAUGCUGGGCUUCGCGGCGUCGCUGCUGGGCGAGGCGAUCACGGGCGCAGGCAUUCUGUCGCAGCUCAACAUCGAGACGGGCAUCCCCAUCACGGAGACCGAGCCGCUGCUGCUCUUCUUUAUCGCCUUCACCGUGCUCGGCGCCAUCGGUGGGCUGGGCGACCGCGGGCGAUUCGUGGACGACGAGCCGGUGGGGCCGCCCGUGAAGCCCGGCAGCAUCAAGGCGGCGCUGGGGCUGAGCGAGGACGGGCCGCUGUUCGGAUUCACCAAGGCGAACGAGCUGUUCGUGGGGCGGCUGGCGCAGUUAGGGUUUGCGGCGAGCCUGAUCGGCGAGGUGAUCACGGGCAGGGGCGCGCUGGCGCAGCUCAACAUCGAGAUCGGCGUGCCCGUGUGGGAGCUCGAGCCGCUGCUGCUUGCUAGCAUCGCCUUCUUCUUCGUCGCCGCAAUCAACCCCGGUACAGGGAAAUUCAUUAACGACGACGAGUGA
Closterium sp. NIES-65 is the source of this 6180-nucleotide messenger RNA. The record is from the annotation of a GenBank genome assembly. Lineage: Eukaryota; Viridiplantae; Streptophyta; Zygnematophyceae; Desmidiales; Closteriaceae.